GAAAGGACACGCAUCAACUCAAACUCUUUUUCAAGAGUCAGAUUAAAUCAUUUUCUUGUUGGUUGAAACAAAAGUGGUUGAGAAUUAAUUCAUUGAAACAUUUCUGCAAAAAAGUUCGAUGCAUCAAAGGUCAAUGUAGUACAAUACUCAAUCUCAAUCCUCAAUAAACACGAAAAGGAAAUCAAUGAAUUAUGAUGCAUCUAAACUGACACUUUCUGUCAUAGCAAUUGAAAACAAAAACUUUUUUGAGCAGUAUUAGCUCAUUGAUCGAUAUAUCAUGACAUAAUAUAAGUAAAUACACAACCAUUUUGGCUUCUCCUCCACUUUAAUCCAUCAUGGGUUUCAUGGGUAAAAUUCUCCUCCACAUUCAGCUGCAGCACAAUAGCAAAUUUUUCUCCCUUUUUCUUCUAUUUCUUUUUCUGCCAUCUCUUUUGUUGCUAAGAGCAAAAGGUCAACCUAUGUACGAUAAUACUGUUGCUCCGAGAAAUUCUGUCUCCGCCAUUUUUGUUUUCGGAGAUUCCACUUCUGAUACUGGAAAUAACAACUAUGUAAGUACUACUUUUAAGAGCAAUUUCCCGCCUUAUGGAAGAGACUUUUUCAACCAUAUUCCGACCGGAAGGUUUACUAAUGGAAGACUUGCUAGCGAUUUCAUUGCUAAGUAUGUUGGCAUCAAAGAAUUUGUCCCUCCUUAUUUGGAUCCAAGUAUCAGAAAUGAGGAUUUGAUAACCGGUGUUAGUUUUGCAUCUGCGGGAUCCGGUUUCGACCCGCUUACACCAACACUAAGCAAUGUGAUAUCGCUAUCGAAACAGUUGGAGUACUUCAAAGUGUAUCAAACAAAAGUGGCAGCAUUAAUUGGGGAAGAUCAAACUCAAGCUUUGAUAAGAAACUCACUCUUCCUCGUUAGUGCUGGCACAAAUGAUUUUGUCGUGAAUUAUUUCGCAGUUCCAAUUCGACGCGAUAACUACACCAUCGCAGCUUACAUCGACUUUUGCUUAGGAUACGUCGAUCAAUUCAUGCAGGGUUUGUGGGAUCUUGGGGCGAGACGUAUCGGAGUUGUUGGGCUACCUCCCAUGGGUUGUUUGCCAAUUGUUAUGACCCUAUACUCCGGUAGCGUUAUCGGAAAACGUAAUUGCCUGAAUAGUUACUCCGAUAUCGCUCGGAAUUACAACCAGAAACUCCAAAACCAACUGGGUAACAUGCAAACUAGAUUUGCUGAUAAUGGUUCACGAAUCGCCUAUCUGGAUGCGUACAGUCCUUUAGAAGCCAUGAUGUCCCACGCCCAAGAUUAUGGUUUCGACGAAGUUAGCAGUGGAUGUUGUGGAACAGGAUAUCUGGAAGCGUCCUAUUUGUGCAAUCCGAGGUCAUACAUUUGUCCGGACGCAUCCAAGUACGUUUUCUGGGACUCGAUUCACCCCACCGAGAAAACUUACUACCUCCUCUCUCAAAAUGUUCGACCAGUAAUCGAUUCCCUUGUCCAGGAUUAAUUAUUCUGUUCUUAUGUAUUAAUAUACUUUUUUUUUCGUAAUAAGAAUCUUAUAUACUCCAUUUGUCUAAAAAAAAUAAAAUUUAGUUCACGUUAAAUUUUUAGUUUUGUACUGUUUUUAGUACGAUUUUGAAAAUUCAACGUGGACUAUUUUUUUGGGCAGAGAUUGUAUUAUUAUCUUAGUUAAAUAGCAAAAAUAUUAUUUUGGAACGAACCUUAAUAUAUAUGUAGUACUUUUAGCUUGAGUACUCCAACUUGAAUUUUAUCCUUUUAUUGCAGCCAAAAUCAUUUAGUUCCCCAGUCAAAGUGUGCUGUAAAUAUCAAAUAAUCAAAAUACUAUAUGAGUUAUAGUAUCAUUGGUGUUAUUUUUUUUUUCUUUUAGUAGUGAUUUAUUGGUAACGGGUGGGCAUUUUGGACGACAAAGAGUUACUGUACUGAUAAAUAAUGUGACUUUAAAAUAAAAUUUUCCCCCUCACUUUAGAUGUUUACUAGUUUUUUACCUGUCGCGCGUUGCGCAACCAGUGUGUAUGUGAAUUCUUUUACUUUGUUAUUUUUUAUGAAUUUUUUAAUUCUUCAUUUGGUUAAAGUUUUCAUUAUAAUUGCAACUUCCCGGUAAAACGAUAUAAUUAAACAAAUAAUUAAAAUAUAAAGUUGACACUGUGUAUUUUCCCCUUUAAAUGAUCUAAUAUAAAAUUGUAGUACAUUAAGUAAUUGUUAUAUUGGGGAAUUGAAUAACAACCUAUUGGUUAUGAUGUUAUUUUUCUUGGUCCUAGACCGGAUUCAAUUUACAUCAAGGAGUUUUUGUGAGGGGGAAUUUUACCUACAUUUAAGUGGGAUUCACUGCGGUAGGUUUUUUCUUUUUUUUUUUAUUAAAAAAAGAAGUAAUUGUUAUAUUGAUUUUUAAAGAGUGAACUUUGAUGCUAAAUAAAGGAAUGUAAAAGUCACCACAAAAAAAUUAUGUCAUGGUGAGGUUGUUUUUACAUAGUUUGGCUAGCAUAUCAUGUAUGUAACCCGACAUAUAGUAUAUAUCAAUACAAUUUAUUGGGUUAAAAAAAAAAAAAAAGAAAAUGGAGAAGGAGAAAGAAAGCUCUAAUCAGACAAGAAACCUUUAUGCAAUAGCAAGAAGAUGAUCUAACUUAUCUUUUUUUUAAAAAAAAAAUUAGUAUGAAUUCUCCUUGCCUAAAACAUCUCACGAGAACUAUCAACCGUUAAUAUUUUAUUUGAGCUAAUAUUUUAUUUUUAUGUGAAAUAUUAGUUUUAUUUAAUGUUUUUAAUCUUUAUGUUAGGAAGAAUAAAAUAAAUCAGAAAAAUAGUGUCUUUAUUGCUAAACUAUAUUAUUAAAAAAUUAACAUACUUAUAUAAAUAUUUCCCCCGUUGUUUCUAUUUCUACUGCGGUUUCUUAUGGCCACCUCCACAAGGAGAGAUUGUUGUUCGUGAAGGAGAGCCUCUUUCUGGUCUUCAAGAGCUCGAAUGUGGUCCCAUAUUCUUUGCACCACUCUUCAUACGACCUCAGGAUCGAGAGCUGGUGGAUGCUCGCAAAACAGACCAAGCGAAAGCUGUUGUUGGAGCUUUUCGGUUUCCGUGGUUUGUAUUUCUUGUUGAAUUUCAGCAAGUCUUCCAACGUUAUCCAUGCAUAGUGAAGCCAAAUUCAAUCAAGGCAAUGCAACCUUAAUUUAGAAAGAACAAUGAUAGGUCCAUGUUAGGGAUGAUCUAGAUAAACCAAAGCGUAUCUUAUCUAUAUGUAAGUAAAUAACCUCACUGAUAAUUCAAAUGACAAUGAGAAAACAAAUGAAAACUUAGGAGUCAUGUAAUAAAGCACAAUAAAUAUUAGCCAUGAAGAAGGAUCAAAACUCUCUUUUAUCAAAGUAGUACCCAAAUCCCAAAUCAUUAUUGAUUCAGCAAAAAGCCUCAGAUAUUUCAGUAAAGAAACUAAGUUCAGUAGCAUUAUCACUCCACCACUUGCUUUCUACAGAACUUCCAUCAUGGUCAAAUGACAUGACUAUAUCUUCUUCAAGUUAAUAUAGCAA
Oldenlandia corymbosa var. corymbosa is the source of this 3510-nucleotide messenger RNA. NCBI's taxonomy places the organism in Eukaryota, Viridiplantae, Streptophyta, Magnoliopsida, Gentianales, Rubiaceae. The record is from the annotation of a GenBank genome assembly.